CUCUCUCUUCUUUUUCAAUACCUCACAUCUCUCUCUUUUCUCCCACAACAAAGAGUUCUAAAGAUCAUUUGCUUCAAGUUGAAACAACCCAUUUGUAUCAUCUUUCUGGCUAUUUUCUUUCUCUAACUCAAAAAAAAAAGAUCAAACCUUUCUUCUUCUUCAAACUGUUGAGUUCCUUGAGGAUGAUGAUGGGAAAAGAAGAUCUCGGUUUAAGCCUAAGCUUAGGAGGGUCUUCACAAAAUAACAAUCCUCUUCAGCGGAAUCUGAAUCAAAACUCUUCUUUAUCAAACAAUCUCCAGAGAUUUCCAUGGAACCAAACAUUUGAUCCUACAUCAGAUCUUCGCAAGAUAGACGUGAAUAGUUUCCCGUCGACUGCGAACUGCGAGGAAGAAACAGGAGUCUCGUCUCCAAACAGCACGAUCUCGAGCACCAUAAGCGGGAAGAGGAGUGAGAGAGAAGGUAUGUCCGGCACCGGCGACGAUCACGACGAAAUCACUCCGGAUCGAGGGUAUUCGCGUGGAACCUCCGACGAAGAUGAUGACGGCGGCGAAACGUCGAGGAAGAAGCUCAGGUUAUCAAAAGAUCAGUCUGCUUUUCUCGAAGAGACCUUUAAAGAACACAACACUCUCAAUCCCAAACAGAAGCUAGCUUUGGCCAAGAAGCUGAACUUGACGGCNAACUUUUUAAACACUGAAGAUCAGUAUCCCUUAGAACCCUAA
Messenger RNA from Camelina sativa (false flax), 719 nucleotides. NCBI's taxonomy places the organism in Eukaryota, Viridiplantae, Streptophyta, Magnoliopsida, Brassicales, Brassicaceae. The record is from RefSeq and is a predicted model, not a curated record.